This is a messenger RNA of Hemicordylus capensis (graceful crag lizard), 5706 nucleotides long. It is a transcript of the gene MYLK2, whose product is annotated as myosin light chain kinase 2. The record is from RefSeq and is a predicted model, not a curated record. Lineage: Eukaryota; Metazoa; Chordata; Lepidosauria; Squamata; Cordylidae. Gene Ontology annotation, biological process: positive regulation of apoptotic process; intracellular signal transduction; protein phosphorylation. Gene Ontology annotation, molecular function: ATP binding; protein serine/threonine kinase activity. The transcript has 13 exons. The coding region runs from base 406 to 2148 and encodes 580 amino acids. Gene Ontology annotation, cellular component: cytoplasm; nucleus.
GGGUAAGAGAUACGUCCCUCUCCCCACGCUUAAUCCCGCUCCGUGACACCAAGUAUAGAAGAGGGAGAGCUCUGCCCUCCUUGCAACACAGCAGCGGCGGCCCUCGGCAACAGCCACGGUUCAGGGGGAGGACAGGCUAUGUCCUCAUAGGACUGUACCACCUCUGAAUGCUGCUCAUCUGAGAUGGCCAUUUCAUUUCGAUGCACUCUGCCUGCUUGCAGAAAGCUAGGCCUGCUCGUUCCCCCUCUGGAAGUGUCAGCUUUCUGAGCACCUUUGAACCAACUCUUUACUGCCCUUUGUGCCGUAUCUCAGAAGUUGGGCUGGAGACCUGAGACAGCCCCUGGCUUUGGAGGCCUCUGCUGGGUACACCCCACUGCCAGGGAGUGGCCUCCAGAGCAGCAGAGGAUGGAGAAGGAUGGAGAUGCCUGCAGCGCUCACGAUACUGGAGGCGGAGGGGGAGAUGAAGUCCCAGCGGCGGUGGGCCUAGUAGGGCAGGAGGAAGCAGCACAAGCCAGCCCCGAACCGGCAGGCCCCGCCGAGGCAGGAGGAGAGGGCUGCCCAGGUGACGGUGCCAAGGAGGCUGAGGAGAGCCCAGGCCAAGCGGAAGGCACCCCGUCUAAGCCACUGCAGCUGAGCCUCAGCUGCCCAGCAACCCUGUACAGGUCUGAAGAUGCAUCUCAAUGUUUCAGCUUAGAAGAUAUUCCCGAGGAGGCUUCCCCUGCUCACGGAGAGCAGAGUCUUCCAGAGGCAGCCGUGUCCACCCACGAAGAGGGCCUGCCACCCGGAGCAUUCAAGGCGGUGGAGGGCCCUGACCUGACCCCGGAACCAGCAGGAGGAGCACCUAGCCCAGCAGCUGGCCAAGAGGGAGAGAGGACAUUAGCAGAGACUCCUCAUGGAGCUCCAGAGAGCACAAGUGACGGUGCUGGAGCCAGGAUCUCUACAGAGGAGCCUCGUCCCGCUGAAGAGCCUCAUCCAACUGCGGCGGAGUCUCCUCCAGCUGAGCAGCCACCUCCAGAAAGCCAAGAGGAUGUGGCAGCCCCAGGAGAAGCUGGAGCCCCUGCAGAGGAGCCCCCAACCAGCCCCUAUCUCACUCCAGACUUUGGCAAAGAGGACCCAUCUCAGAUCUUAGAUGACACUCCGCCCCCACCAGCACCUUUCACUCACCGCAUCGUCCAGAUGAGAACUGGGGACUUCAAAGACACCUACAGCAUCAACACCAAAGAAAUGCUAGGAGGGGGGAAGUUUGGAGAAGUCCGUACAUGUACGGUGAAGGAGACGGGCCUCAAGCUUGCGGUGAAGAUUAUUAAGAAGCAAGGAACAAAGGACAGGGAGAUGGCCGAGGUGGAGAUUGAUGUGAUGAACCAGCUCAACCACAGACACCUCAUCCAGCUCUAUGACGCCAUUGAGACACCCAGGGAGCUCAUGCUGUUCAUGGAGUUCGUGGAGGGCGGCGAGCUCUUCGAGCGCAUCAUUGAUGAGGAUUACCACCUGACCGAGGUGGACUGCAUGGUCUUCGUGCGCCAGAUCUGUGACGGGAUCCUCUUCAUGCACCACAUGGGGGUCCUGCACUUGGACCUCAAGCCAGAGAACAUCCUGUGUGUGACUGCCACGGGCCACAUGGUGAAGAUCAUUGAUUUUGGACUUGCCCGGAGGUUCAACCCCCGAGAGAAGCUGAAGGUCAACUUUGGCACUCCCGAGUUCCUGUCGCCCGAGGUGGUCAGCUAUGAGCAGGUCUCCUACACGACGGACAUGUGGAGCCUGGGGGUGAUCACGUACAUGCUGCUGAGUGGGCUCUCCCCUUUUUUGGGAGACAACGACACGGAAACACUCAACAACGUCCUGGCGGCCAGCUGGUAUUUUGAUGACGAGGCCUUUGAGGGCAUCUCUGAGGAAGCCAGAGACUUCGUCUCCAACUUGAUUAUCAAGAACAAAAGCGGGCGGAUGAGCGCAGCGCAAUGCCUCCAGCACCCGUGGCUCAACAACCUGGCAGACAAGGCCAAACGCGUCAACCGGCGCCUGAAAUCCCAAGUCCUGCUCCGGAAAUAUGUCAUGCGCAGGCGCUGGAAGAAAAACUUCAUUGGCGUUUGUGCUGCUAACAGAUUCAAGAAGAUCACCAGCGCGGGGUCCCUGACUGCACUGGGGGUCUGAGCGUGGGGGCCGGAACUGGAUGGAAUUUGAGCAACCCGGGAGCGACGAAAGGGGGGAACCCUCUGAUGGGAAGCUUGAACUGUGCUGUGUUCAGUGCCCCACAUCCUGGGGACUGCCUAGACAAGAGGAAUGGGGCCCACCGUGGGGAACAGGAGGACCUUUGCUGCUUCCCGGAGGCAGAUCUGGUGGGAGCAGCAGGCUCAGGACUUCCCCAGGCAGGCUCCGUCCUCCAUGUGUAUGAGGAACCGUGCUCCCUUCCCUGUAGCAGCAGCAGCAGCAGCAGGCCUCUUGUCCCUCUGCAACGCCCCACGAUAUCUGCUGACCUGAGCCUCAUUCCCCGCCUGUGCUGCUCUCCUGGACUCCCGCUCCCCGCUCGAGCCUGCUUCCACGGAUGUCAAAUACCUCACCAGGCACAGGUCCUCCGAGGGUUUGCUGCUGGGAAGGGGUCUGUCUGCCCGAACCGAGGCUGACUUCUCGGUCCUCUCUCCCCUCCUCGCUGUGCCCUGGUUUGGCCUCGUGUGGAUGGGGACUGGGCUGGGGCGCUCCUGUGACUCGGCUGUGCUGCCUCUCCCUCUGGGACCCGCCUGGCCCCAGCUGGGAUCCCUUCGCUGCCACGGCGCGCUCUCCCCGCAGGGAUCCCAGAUCUCCGCUCCAUUCUGCUGUUCCAGCCGCGUGUGCCACGGGGAUGUGUGCUCCCCCCGCCCCCCCCCACCCCCCGUCUUGAGAAAACAGUUGCCAAACUUUGCAGUCCAGGUUUUAUCGUCUUUGGUGGGCUGAGCAAGCUCCCCUCCCCUUCCUCGGGGAAGCGGCUUCGAGGCUUCAAGGCUGCUUUGCGAUGGGCCUUGUGAGAUUUGCAUCGGGACAGCCCCGCUGCUGGAUCAGGCCCCAGGAGGCCCGUCUAGUCCAGCCUCCCCUUCCACACAGUGGCCCACCACCACCCGAUGCCACGGGGGAGCCCACAGCCCAGAGCCGAGGAGGAGGGCAUGCCCCCUCUCCUGCUCUUGCUCCCCUGCGUCCCGGUCAGAGGCACCCUGCCUCUGAGCCUGGAGAGGGCCUUGGCAAGUUUUAGCUGCUGCCCAGACUUGGGGCUGUGUCGGACUCAGGAAGCAGACCGCGGUGGGCUGGUCACUCCCCAGACCCCCCCUCCCCCGCCCCGCCCAUCACUCUGCUUUCAAUGGCAGCAAGGAGGCAAGGGCGGGGGGGGGACUAAAAUCCCACCCCGCCCCGCCCGCACCCUGCAGCCCUGUGAGAGCCAAGCCCCCCUCUCCGGCGAGCUGACGCUGCGCCCUCCGCCGGCCUUUCCAAGUCACGUGUGUGCCACUCGCCUGAUGCCAGGGAUCCUGCCCACGCAAGCAGCUCCCCAGACCAUCACCGCACGCACACACACACACACACACACACACACACACACACACACUGAACCCAAAGGUGCCCAGCAACAGGCCUCGGCAUCCAGGCAGGAUGGGGCGGCUGGGGGAAGCUGAGCAGGAAGCCGCCUCUUCCCAGAUCGGCAGCAGCCCUCCACGCUGGAGUUCCUGUGAGCUCUGGGCGGGCUGGCGGCGGGGGGGGGGCAGGAAGCAAGCGCCCAGCCCCCCUCCAGGCGUGUCCCCAGAUGGGCAGCCCGUGGAGAAAGAAGCCUGCUUUGUGUGGGCCUCGGUGUGCUGCUCACCUCUUUGCCCUUCUGAGCUGCGAGAAAGAGGCGGGGGGGGGGCGGUCUGGAUGGGGAAAGGAAGGGCGCGGCGGGGGGGGGGCAGCAGCCUGCAUCCAGCCCUCCUAGAGCACAGAGCAAAGCCAGCCGGCCUAAUGCAGACCAUCUGCGUCCCUCCUCCUCCUCCCUCCUCCUCGCCCAUCUGAAAGGGUUGCUUCAGAGCUGGCCACCAACAGGCAGGAACUGCCGCCUGUGUGGGGGAGUCCUCCUCCGCUCGCCCCAGGUCAGUCCCAAGAAGCCGGCCUCCUCGGAGCUGGAGGCAAAGGCCCCGCUUCUUGCGCAGAGCCUCUUGCGCCUGGAACACCCCCCCCCAGCACCACCACCACUCCCCGCUGUCCCUGCUCGGUUCAUGACCCCGGAUGGUCCCGUGUCUCAGAGCCGAGGCCAAACAGGGUUGGGUUUGCGGGGUGGGCGCAGCAGGCGUGUGGCCGUUUAUACUCCGUGGGCAAAGUCUUUCAGAGUUCCUGAUCUCGUACGUCUUUUCGGCACCCAUACGAGGUGGGUGAUUAUGGAGCCCAUUUUACUGAUGGCCGACUGAGGCUGAGGGCAGACCCAGGCGACGGAAGGAUGCUUUGGAAGGCCACCCGCAGCCGCCGCCCCCUGCUUCCCUGGUAACACAGAGUGCAGCCUGUUUCCCAUCACAUCCUGAGCCUUAUAGUGUCCUCCCUAAAUGUUAGUGAGGGAGGAGGAGGAGGAGGAGAUGCAGGCUUUCAGCGGCAGCCACACACCCUCCCAAUCAUCUCUCAUUCACCCUGGAACUUGCCCAAGAGAGUGUAUGAAGGAGAAGGGAUUUGAGUGCAGCUGGGCUUCUCAGCCUUGGGCCCACAGAUGAUGUUGGACUACAACCCCCAUCAUCCAUCAGAGGAGCAUAGGAAGCUGUAUACCGAGUCAGGCUAUUGGUCCAUCUAGGUCAGCGCUGUCUACACUGACUGGCAGCAGCUCUAGUGCAACAUCUCAGGCAGAGGAGGGCCUUCCUCAGCCCUACUUGGAGACGCUGCCAGGGACUGAACCUGGGACCUUCUGCAUGCCAAGCAGACACUCUCCCAUGGAGCUGCAGACCGCCCCCCCCCCUUCCAGGGCAUCUCUUAAGCAGACAGUGCUGCUCAUAGGACAUCACCCAUCCAAACAUGAACCAAAGCAGGCCUGCUUAGCAAAGGGGGCAAUCCAUGCGUGCUACCACAAGGCUAGCUUUCCACCCAGUCUGGAUGGGAGGAGCUGUAGUCCCCUAAAACCUGGAGGCCUGAUGCUUGUGAACCCCUGAAGUCCAGGUCUCUUGGGGUCCAAGUCCACUGCCAGAUGCCCUAGAAAGCAAAUGAAGAGAGGAGAUUUCUGACCCCCUUUUCUGUGAUGACAACUGAGCACAACCGAGGUUGCUUAGUGGGAAAUGAUCAUUUGGGGUGUGUGUGUGUGUGGUUAGACAUCUCUCCAUUUUAAUUGGGUGCCCGGGUCAGAACAGGCUUUUCCCUUUGGCCAAGCAGUGUGGAUUGUAUCCUGGCCCAGAGCUUACCUCAGUGUUCCAGACCGAAUUAGCCACAACAGCCGCAGCUCUCUUCCUGCACAUAUCCUCUGCUCCUCUCAUUUUGAAGCCUUGCGUAACCGCUUGGGGGGGGGGGUUUCACGCCGUGUGUCCCAAGCAAAGCAUCACCCGAACGAUAAGCAGCCACUGCAGCUGACCUCCAUCUGCCAUGCCUGGCUGAGCAAUGAUUGACACUGCCACCGCCCACCACCGCCAUCCCCCCAGAUGCACACACACACACCCCCGCCAGCUUUCCCAGAAGGUGGCUGUGUUUCCUCCAGAGAGAGGCCCCCACUCUGGACCGAAUGUAAAUAAAUGUACAGCUCAAGUGCCA